AUGAUUGGUUUUGAUAAAGUUAUACUUUUAUUAAUUUUUUUGGUAAAGAAUAUUUUAACUAAUGAUAUGGAAGAUUAUAGUAAUAAUAGUAGUAAUAAUAUUGUUAUUAAAAGAAAAAGGGAAAUUUUUAAUAAAAUUGUUAAUGAAUUAAAUUCACAUACAUCUACUUAUUUUAAUAAUUUUUCUCCAUACACCAAUUCUGAAUCUCAAAAUUCAUCAUAUGAUGGCACUGGAUCAUCACGCCUAAGGCGAAAUAGAAUGGAACAAAAGAGAAAAAUUUGGAAUCAUCGAAGGAGAAGAAAAGAAUGUCCAACAGCCCGUAAAGGACAACAUAUGAUGUUAUGUCCAUCAAGAAAUGAAAGAAAUUAUGAUAUUUGUAUAUCAGCAGAACAAUUAUGUGAUAAUGUUGAAAAUUGCCCUGAAGGAGAGGAUGAAGAUUUAAAAAGUUGCAUGUUUUAUAAAGCGACUAAACACCAAUUAAAGCACAUUUAUAAUGCCCUUCUUCUGUUAACGGAAUCAACAGUAGGAGAUUCUGACAAAAAAGAGCUUUAA
Strongyloides ratti is the source of this 552-nucleotide messenger RNA. RefSeq names its product GH16255p. The transcript is spliced from 4 exons. Gene Ontology annotation, cellular component: terminal bouton. Gene Ontology annotation, biological process: positive regulation of MAPK cascade. Bases 1 to 552 code for a protein of 183 amino acids. Lineage: Eukaryota; Metazoa; Nematoda; Chromadorea; Rhabditida; Strongyloididae. The record is from RefSeq and is a predicted model, not a curated record. Gene Ontology annotation, molecular function: protein binding; transmembrane receptor protein tyrosine kinase activator activity.